This is a messenger RNA of Psilocybe cubensis, 1122 nucleotides long. RefSeq lists its product as uncharacterized. Bases 1 to 1122 code for a protein of 373 amino acids. NCBI's taxonomy places the organism in Eukaryota, Fungi, Basidiomycota, Agaricomycetes, Agaricales, Agrocybaceae. The record is from RefSeq and is a predicted model, not a curated record. The transcript is spliced from 5 exons.
AUGAGCUUUCAGCAUUUUCGCCUGGGAGAGCUUCCCCUCCAUCAGCCCCUUCAGCAACAGUCAACCCAGCAGCCUCCCCCUACUAUCACUCCCGCCAAGCAGCCUUACGGUUCAGGCGACUCCGACGACGGCUAUACCCUCGUCUUUCCAAACCUCGCCGCCUUCCAGGACUGGCGUGCCGCAGAGGAGGAGCGUCACUGUGUCGAGUUUGUCAAGGGUGAUACCCACGGCAGCAAGGCAGAUCCUCCUCGUUUCAAAGACCACACAAAGCUCGUCUGUGCAAGGCAUUCCCGUAGUGGUCGCAAAAAGUAUGUCAAGAAACAUCCGGACCGUGUUCGCAAGGUUCCCAGUCGCAAGCUCGAGGGACAAGGCUGUCAGGCUUCAAUAAGCUACAAAACCUAUUUCGACACCGAGGAAGUACGCGCAUGCUACAUAUCCGCCCACUCUCAUGAGAUUGGCCCUGCCAACCUGCCAUUUACGCGUCGUGGUCGCAAAGCCGCUGUUCAGAGUGAAAAAGAACGCGGCCGCAACAAGAGUGUGGCCGCAUCAGAGCAGCAGCAGCAGCAGCAGCCAUCACAACAAGUGGCAUCGUCCAGCAGUUCAGCAAUGAUCCCUCAUCAAUCCACUCAUCUCCACCAACAGCAACAGCAACAGCAACAGCAGCAGCCCGUCCCAGGUGUCUCCUUUAACUCUGCCGUUUCGAUGUUGGCUCCCUUGCCUGGACAGCCUUUCACUCCCCAGCCUGCCCAGCCAUACAACUUUGCCUCUGCUGUCACUCCUUUUGGUCUCCAAAACCAGCAGCCGGUGCCAAACCAGGGACAGUCCCUUCCCCAAGAACGAUGGGACAAUAUGGCGACCCUAUUCCAAACGAUACGAGAUCACGCUCGAGCCUUUGAAUACCCCGUCGCGAGCACAGCUGCCCUGGAAAGCAUCCUCAUCCGGCUCUAUCUCGAAAGUCCAAUGGGAAUAUCACCCCAACAUACCAUGAGCCAUGUUCUCAAUCUCUCCAGGAAUCAAGGGCCAACAUCCGCCCAGAUACAACCAACACCCAGCGCCCAUCAAUCGAUGAACGGCAAUAUUAACGAUGGACCCAACGCGUCGAGUGCAGGUGACGCGUCAUGA